Messenger RNA from Emiliania huxleyi CCMP1516, 600 nucleotides. RefSeq lists its product as hypothetical. Gene Ontology annotation, molecular function: protein binding. NCBI's taxonomy places the organism in Eukaryota, Haptophyta, Isochrysidales, Noelaerhabdaceae. The record is from RefSeq and is a predicted model, not a curated record. Bases 1 to 600 code for a protein of 199 amino acids. The transcript is spliced from 3 exons.
AUGAUGACCACCCUCUUCGGCGUCGUCGAGGCGAAGCUGCUGGCGUCGGCGGUGGACGGGCCGCUGCGCAUCGUCGACGCCGCGGGCGCGCCCGCGACGUGGGAUUCGAUCUCUCGCGCCUGGACGCUCGGCGACCUCUCCUCUGGCGGCGGGCAGGAGCAUCCGAUCGGCGCGCCCAUCGUCGCGGCCAUGCUCGGCGACGCGGCGCUGCUGCGCGAGGCCUUUGACGAGCGGGGUGCCGACGCGCGCGGCCUCUCCCGCCUCGUCGACGACGGAACGAGCAAGCUCGGCAUCACUCCCCUCGACCGCGCCGUCCGCUGCGGCCAUGCGGACGUUGUGAGGCUGCUGCUCCGCCACGGCGCGAGCGCCGUCGCGGAUGUGGAUGCGGCGAACCACGACGGCGCGACGCCGCUGCAUCUGUGCGCGAGCGGCUUCACGCUCUUUGGCUCGCAGGCGGGCAAGGCCGACGUGGCGAGGCUGCUGCUCGGCCAUGGUGCGAGGCGGGACGUCCGCAACCGAGACGGGCGCACCGCACUCGACGUCGCCGCCGCCGAAGCCAACGCCGCUGUGGCCGCGCUGCUGGGGGGAGGGUGUGGAUAG